GGCAAGUUCCUGCGAAGUCUGCGUCUUUCGUAAAUUAUCAAUUUUUAGUAAGUUUUUGUACAUCAAUUAAUCUGAACCACGAGAAACACUGAGAUAAUGCCGCUUGCUAUACGAGAUUACACUUGGGACGAAACAGAAAACGCCGUGUUUGUCACCGUUCCAUUGAAAGGAGUAAAGUCUCAUAAUGUGAACAUUUUCUCCACUGAAGAAUAUCUGAAGGUGAGUUGUCCCCCUUAUCUGUUUGAGUGCCUUCUGUAUGCUGAAGUAGAGGACAAAAAGAGCAUAGCACAAGUUGGAAAUGGAGCUGUUGUUUUCAAGUUAUUUAAGAAGGAGCCAGGCAUUUGGUCCAAUUUGUUUUCUGAGGAUUUUACUAACAAGGAAGUGAUGAAGGUGAAGAGAGAGGAAGCAAUAGCCAAAAGUCAUGCCAGGGCAGAGCAAGAAAAGUCAGAGAAAGCAGAGACGAAGCGUUUAGAUGGAAAGCUGGCUCUCAAUGAAAUGAUGAGGUUAGAAGAAGAGGAAAGAUCCAGAAUUGAACAAAUAAAGAAAGAUGAGAUUAAGAAAGCUACAGAUGACUUGGAGAGAUGGAAAGAUGAACAGAAAAUGUUGGCAGAACAGGAAAAACAGAGAAUUAUGGAAGAACAGAAAGCUGUGGAAGAUGCACUGCGAGAGGAACGUAAGAAACUUGAGAGGAAAAAUAAAAGGAAAAAAAAUGCUAACAUAUUUGAGGAGAAUGCCGGUGGGAUACCAAAGAGAGAGGUGGGGAAGAUUGAAGUAUCCUUCACUGCUCGAGUGUUCCCAACACCUGUUCGGGAGUCGCAGACACCCCAGGAGGAGGAGUGGCUAAAGAAACAAGCAGAGACAAGAAAGAUUAUGGAGUUACAAGAUAAAGAUUUAACAGAGGAGGAGAGAAAUCCAAUGUUUUUGCGAGAUAAGGGGAAUGGGUUUUUCAAGGCAGGAGACUUCCUGAGUGCUAUCAAUGCCUAUACACAUGCACUUCGACUGAACCCAAAAAUACCAGGAUUAUACUCCAAUCGUGCAGCAUGUCAUCUGAAAAUGAGGAACUUCUUUAAAUGUAUAGAGGACUGCAGUAAGGCAAUGGACUUACUGGAGCCACCUGUACCACAGAAUGCAGCCAGUCGUGUGAAAGCUCUCAUCAGGAAGGGCACAGCUUUCUGUGAGCUGGAGAUGUAUGUGGAAGGACUACAAGACUAUGAGGCUGCUCUGAGGAUAGAUCCUAACAAUGAACAACUGAAGACAGAUGCUGAGAGAAUACGACAAGUUAUCCAGAGUAGUUCUGGGAGUUGAUGAUAUCUGGGACCUAAUCAAGGAACUCAAUACAAAUUUUACAAGUGUUCAUCAAUUUGAUAACCAGCAAAUGUCAGUAAUGAAACACUGGUCUUAUUGAGAAAGUUACAGGUCCAGACAGUGGGACAACUGCCUUGUGUGAAAUUAUGAACAAAGGUAAUUUAUUCAAACACACAGUACCACAAAGAAGGGAAAUUUAAGGAGAGAUAUUCGGGAGAAAUAUCCGACCAUGUGUGGAAACUUAUUUAACAGUUUAUUCUUGAAUGUUUACAUUUGUAAUAUUCUGUAUUGAAGUAUCUUACUUUGGACCAUACCCGACCUGUGUGGUACACUUCAGGAUUAUUAGAUACAGAAUUAUAUUAAAGAGAACAGUACAAAGACUUUUUAUACAACAUAUAAGUAAUUGAAACUUCAUUGACUUUGUUAUUUGGUUUUAAUUUCCUUGUAAUUUUAUGUUUACUUAUGAGAAACUGCAAUAGCUGUUUAACAUAUUUUUUUUUUAUAUCUGUAUAUAGCAUUUUAUUGCAAAUGAGAACAUACUGCUAGGGGUGAAGCCCAGGAGUUCUACCUCACAAACCAUUCUUCUGCCACUUACAACUUUGGAAAUUAUCUUUAAGUGCAUAAAUGGCACUUCUUUCAUGAAUAUUCCUUAACUUUGGAGAUACAGUAACUGCAGAUUUCUGUAGUAAAGAUAUAGAAUAUGAAUGUUUAUUAAAGAUUCCUCCCCAGUCAUUUUUUCCUGCAAUUUCAUUUAUGUUUUACCGACAGAAAACUCCCAUCAAAAUUUAUAUUUAUUCUAAUUUCCUUUUGUAACUUAAGCUGCAA
Ylistrum balloti is the source of this 2130-nucleotide messenger RNA. RefSeq names its product dynein axonemal assembly factor 4-like. The transcript is spliced from 11 exons. Gene Ontology annotation, molecular function: protein binding. Bases 97 to 1305 code for a protein of 402 amino acids. The record is from RefSeq and is a predicted model, not a curated record. NCBI's taxonomy places the organism in Eukaryota, Metazoa, Mollusca, Bivalvia, Pectinida, Pectinidae. Gene Ontology annotation, biological process: outer dynein arm assembly; inner dynein arm assembly; cilium movement.